AUGUUGCAAAAAUGGAACCAUCUAGACACGGCCACUAUCGUUGAACCAGCCGAAGCAAUAGUUUUAAAACCAUCGGAGGUGAUCGACCCCAUAAAGGAACGCAAAUUAAGGCGCAAAGUGGACUUGAGAUUGAUGGUGUGGUCAUUUCUCGCAGCCUUCAUCAACAUGUUAGAUCGCAAUAACAUGCAAAAUGCGUAUACCAAUGGAAUGGAAGAAGAUCUCAAUCUCAAUUCAUCAAUAUACAAUUGGGCAGUAACCGUGUUCUUUAUUGGUUAUGUGAUAACGCAAAUCCCAGCAAACAUGAUCAUCAUUCGAAUGCGUCCUAAUGUAUUUCUCCCUACAUGUGUCAUUAUUUGGGGUGCUGUUCUUUGUUUUAUGUCUAUUGUGAAGGAUCACAAAGGGCUGUUAGCGCUCCGAUUUUGCCUUGGUGUUGCUGAAGCGACGCUGUAUCCAUGUAUUGCAUUUAUCCUUGGAACAUGGUAUACAAAGGAAGAGCUGAGUAAACGACAAGCGCUGGUGGAUAUGGGUGGUCCUGUUGCUGGUGCUUUUGGUGGCAUGAUAGGAGGUGCUAUUGCUCAAAACAUGCAAAAUGCAGCAGGGCUACGUGGAUGGCAAUGGUUGUUUAUCAUUGAAGGUCUUAUGGCUAUUGUUAUCGGGUUGUCAGGAUACUUUUUACUUCCCAACUAUCCACACAACACGUCGUGGCUUUCUCAAGAAGAACGGGAGUUGGCUGUAGCACGACAAGCUGCACAGGGUAAAAGUAUAAAGUCCAAGCCAUAUAGCUGGACAAUUCUAUGGAACGUGUUCGCCACACCCUAUGCUUGGAUUGCCAUGCUCACUUUUGCAUGUGCCAAUAUGGGCAAUACAAUCUACACGAACUUUGCCAUCAUUUUACGUGAUAUGGGAUAUGGUUCUUCAUUUGCCAACUACAUGACAACACCAGCAUACAUGUUUGGAGUCAUUGUUGGGAUGUUGAUUGGGUGGAGCUCAGACAGGCACAGCGACUAUAUUGUGCACUUGAUCCUAUCGCAACUUUGGGUGGGUGGAUGGUACUUGGCCAUGGCACUUGUCAAUCACGGCAAUAAUCCAACACCUCUAGUAUUUAUUGGCACCUAUGCUAUUGCUCCAACCUUUGCCACUGUCACCUUAUCUCUCGUUGGCGUCAAUCAUAUUUUCAAGGCUGAUCAUAAUACACGGGCAUUGGCUAUCGGGUUCAUCAACAGCGUAGGGAUGCUUGCACCCAAUUUUAUCAAUGUGCGUGCAUGGGUUGUCACUGAUUCACCUGCUUUUUAUACUGGUAAGCUGACCAGCAUGGGAAUGUGUUUCUUUUCGAUUCCACUUGUGGCUUUAUUGUGGUGGUUGCUUCGUCACAAUAUCAUGUUGCCAGGGGCUACCAGCGAUGCAACAUCAGGCGAUGACAAUGAAAGCAUGCCGUCCGAUGAUCAAGGAAGUUGUAGCAAAUACGGUGCCGUCCAUCGAGUCACUCAUCCUUAA
This is a messenger RNA of Lichtheimia ornata, 1494 nucleotides long. RefSeq lists its product as uncharacterized. Gene Ontology annotation, molecular function: transmembrane transporter activity. The transcript is spliced from 7 exons. The record is from RefSeq and is a predicted model, not a curated record. Gene Ontology annotation, biological process: transmembrane transport. Bases 1 to 1494 code for a protein of 497 amino acids. Gene Ontology annotation, cellular component: membrane. Lineage: Eukaryota; Fungi; Mucoromycota; Mucoromycetes; Mucorales; Lichtheimiaceae.